Molecule: messenger RNA, 2015 nt
Organism: Pezoporus occidentalis (night parrot)
Lineage: Eukaryota; Metazoa; Chordata; Aves; Psittaciformes; Psittacidae
Gene: ALPL
Product: alkaline phosphatase, biomineralization associated
Exons: 12
Coding region: 242-1801 (519 amino acids)
Biological process (GO): dephosphorylation
Cellular component (GO): plasma membrane
Molecular function (GO): alkaline phosphatase activity
Source: RefSeq, a predicted model, not a curated record
GAGGAGGAGGAGGAGGCGAAGGCCGGUGCGGGGGAUUUAAGGGCUCGCUGCGCCCCCGGCCCGGCUCCUCCCGCCGCCCCGCAGGAACGUGGUGCCGGCACCCGAGUUUGUGCGGCGCGGAGAAGGACUUUUCCCUCUGUCCUUGCUCGGCUGAGCCCGGGGGCAAAGGUCUGGGUGGGGAAACUGAGGCACGGGCUGCGUGCAGCUCUCUCUGCUCUGCAGCCCCGCUCAGCACCGCAGGAUGAAGCUUCUCCUCCUCCUCCUCCUCCUCACCCAGCUCUGCUCGGCAUCGCUGGUCCCCGAGAUUGAGAAGGACCCCGAGUACUGGCGGGAGCAGGCACAGGAGACCCUGCAACAGGCGCUGCGGCUCCAGCGCCUCAACCAGAACGUGGCCAAGAACCUCAUCCUCUUCCUGGGUGAUGGAAUGGGGGUCUCCACCGUCACGGCCGCCCGCAUCCUCAAGGGGCAGCUGCAGCAUCGCAAGGGCGAGGAGAGCCUGCUGGAGAUGGACAAGUUCCCAUACGUGGCCUUGGCCAAAACCUACAACACCAACGCUCAGGUACCCGACAGCGCGGGCACAGCCACCGCCUACCUCUGCGGUGUCAAAGCCAACGAGGGCACAGUGGGUGUCAGCGCCGGUGUCACCCGCGACCGCUGCAACACCACCAAGGGCCAGGAGGUGACCUCCAUCCUCCGCUGGGCCAAGGAUGCAGGCAAGGCCGUGGGCAUCGUCACCACCACGCGGGUGACCCACGCGACGCCCAGCGCUGCCUAUGCCCACUCUGCCAACCGCGACUGGUACUCGGAUGGGGAGAUGCCCCCGGACGCGCUGGAGGGCGGCUGCAGGGACAUCGCCCGGCAGCUGGUGGAGAACAUCCCCGACAUCGAGGUGAUCCUGGGCGGGGGGAGGAAGUACAUGUUCCCUAAAAAUGCCAGCGAUGUGGAAUAUCCCCAUGAGGACAAGCACCGGGGCACCCGCCUGGACCGCAGGGACCUCGUCCAGGCGUGGUAUGAGGCCAAGCCCCCUGGCAAGGUUGCCAAGUAUGUGUGGCACCGGAGGGACCUGCUGGCGCUCAACCUCAGCCGCGUCGACUUCCUCCUGGGCCUCUUUGAGCCGGGUGACAUGGUGUACGAGCUGGACAGGAACAAUGAGACGGAUCCGUCCCUCACCGAGAUGGUGGCUGUAGCCAUCAGGAUGCUCCAGAAAAACCCCCGGGGGUUCUUCCUCCUGGUUGAAGGAGGCCGCAUCGACCACGGGCACCACGAGGGGAAGGCAAAGCAGGCGCUGCACGAGGCGGUGGAGCUGGACCGGGCCAUCGGGCUGGCCACUCGCCUCACGUCGGUGCAGGACACGCUCAGCGUGGUCACCGCCGACCACUCGCACGUCUUCACCUUCGGCGGCUACACCCCGCGAGGGAACCCCAUCUUCGGUCUGGCUCCGAUGCAGAGCGACGUGGACCGCAAACCGUUCACCUCCAUCCUCUACGGCAACGGCCCCGGCUAUAAGAUAGUGGCAGGGGAGCGCGAAAACGUCUCCGCUGUGGAUUUCGCGCACGCUGACUACCAGGCGCAAUCAGCCGUGCCCCUGCGCCAGGAGACCCACGGCGGGGAGGACGUGGCCGUCUUCGCCCGCGGCCCCAUGGCCCAUCUCCUGCACGGCGUCCACGAGCAGAACUACAUCCCCCACGCCAUGGCUUACGCCGCCUGCAUCGGCUCCAACCGAGCCCACUGCAACGCUGCCGUCCGCCCCGGUGCCUCCGUGCUGCUGCCCUUCCUCGCUCUUCUCUUCCUCCUCUGCUAAAGUGCCUCUUGCAAAGCACCGAAGGGGUGUGUGUGCGAGGGGGGAUUUAUUUUUAAUUCCUGCCUCCCUCCUCCCUUCUCUUUGGGUUUUUGUGGAUGGCAGCGCCCGGGAAAGAGGAGAGCAAAAAAGAAAGACUCAGCGGAGCAAAAAAGCAGCCGCCGGCGGUUUCGUGCUGGGAGCUGCCUCUGUAAAUACACGGUUCCUGCCCCUGUAA